UUGGAGAUUUCCAUCAUGGCGGCUUCCAUUUCGGGCUACACCUUCAGCGCUGUGUGUUUCCACAGCGCCAACAGCAACGCCGACCACGAAGGAUUUUUGCUGGGAGAGGUAAGACAAGAGGAAACCUUUAGCAUCAGUGACUCACAAAUCAGCAACACAGAAUUUCUGCAAGUCAUUGAAAUCCAUAAUCAUCAGCCUUGUUCAAAACUUUUUAGUUUCUAUGACUACGCGAGCAAAGUUAACGAGGAGAGUCUGGACAGGAUUCUCAAGGACCGGAGGAAGAAAGUCAUCGGGUGGUACAGGUUCCGGCGGAACACACAGCAGCAGAUGUCGUACAGGGAACAGGUUCUCCACAAGCAGCUCACCCGCAUCCUUGGGGUGCCGGACCUCGUCUUCCUCCUCUUCAGCUUCAUCUCCACUGCCAACAGUUCCACUCAUGCUUUAGAAUACGUUCUCUUCAGACCAAAUCGAAGGUAUAAUCAGAGGGUAUCCCUUGCCAUUCCCAACCUAGGCAACACCAGCCAGCAAGAGUAUAAAGUCUCUUCAGUGCCAAAUACUUCUCAGAGUUAUGCCAAAGUUAUCAAAGAACAUGGUACUGACUUCUUUGACAAGGAUGGAGUAAUGAAAGACAUCAGGGCAAUUUAUCAGGUUUAUAAUGCACUUCAGGAGAAAGUACAGGCAGUGUGCGCCGACGUGGAGGAGAGCGAGCGCGUGGUCGGAUCUUGUGAGGCGGAAGUGAGCAGAUUGAGAAGACAAGUCACUCAGAGGAGAAACGAAAAGGAACAAGAGAGAAGAUUGCAGCAGGCAGUGAUGAGCAGACAGGUGCCACCUGAAAGCCUGGAACCCGCGUGCAGCCCUCGGACGCCCUGCUCGGGGUUUGCGGCUGAAGGUAGAAGUACACUGGGAGAUGCAGAGGCCUCUGGGCCCCCUCCCCCUUACUCUGAUUUUCACCCGAACAAUCAAGAAAGUACGUUGAGCCAUUCGCGCAUGGAAACGGGCGUCUUUAUGCCUCGACCUCAAGCUGUGGGCUCUUCCAAUUUCGCUCCCAGCAGCGCUGGACUCAAGCGUCCUGGACGCGCAGCAGACCUUCCUCCCCAGAGAGCGGCUGCAGACAGCGUGGAGGGGUCAGACGACAGCGACUGUGAAGAUCUGAUCGACCCUGCAGAGCCCUCGAAUAGGGAACGCUCACACUCCAGGGAUUCUCGGCCCGCGGCACAGCCCGACGGGGGCUCCAGGGACACGCAGACCUCCCAGAUUUAACAGGCAGAAGACACUCUUCACUUAGCACUGUUUUCUUAAUCACGUAUUGAGAGAGUUGUUUGAGGAUUUAAUCUGGAGGGAGAACUGCUGGACUCCCGAGAGUCCCGGGCACAGCCUGGUAGAGGCCUCGCAUCCACUGGCCUCACCCUUGGGUGCCGUGGGCAGGUUCAUGACAGAAUCAUUCAGAUAAUCAAAUUGUCCUAAUUCUGGUGCGAUUCAUGGAUAUACUGGUAAAUUUAGGCAAAGAGAAACUUAUCAACAUAGUUUCUGUUCUUUAAAAUACAUUGGAAAUCAGAGACUAAGCACAAUUAGUCUAUAAAUGUUCUGUAAAUCAAAACUUACCUCUUGCACUAUCAUGCCUUGAAAUUUACUUUCUCAAAGGGAAACGAGUUUAGCAGCAGCCUUCAAAGAACCUUCUUUCUAUGAUGAGCCAAAUUCAUCUUUGCCAGAAAAGAAAUUUUGAUAAUUCCAAGAAGCCUGAUUGGAACAAAUCGGAUGUACCUUCUCUCGUCUGCAUGACUUUGUAAGAUCAAAAGAGAGGGCUUUGUUUUAACCUUUUUCUACUAGCCCGAUAUGUAUUGUCACUUAAAAUGGUUGCCUUUAACAAAAACGUAGAAAUACUAAUUACCAGUAAGU
Molecule: messenger RNA, 1896 nt
Organism: Molossus molossus (Pallas's mastiff bat)
Lineage: Eukaryota; Metazoa; Chordata; Mammalia; Chiroptera; Molossidae
Gene: ABRAXAS2
Product: abraxas 2, BRISC complex subunit
Exons: 9
Coding region: 16-1260 (414 amino acids)
Biological process (GO): attachment of spindle microtubules to kinetochore; mitotic spindle assembly; protein K63-linked deubiquitination
Cellular component (GO): nucleus
Molecular function (GO): polyubiquitin modification-dependent protein binding; microtubule binding
Source: RefSeq, a predicted model, not a curated record